UUGGUAUCUGGAUAAAACUCCUCGGUUAAGGCCGUCAUAUCUCCAAUCGCCGGCUUCACUCCUUUCGCGCUCGUCUGCUCAGCAUGGGUUCAAUGGAAGCGCGAACGACAUCAGAGAACGGCUCAGCCCCAAAAGGCAACGAAAACCAACAACAGCCCGAAGAUGGCUCACAGGACCGAGUUCUUGCCGGAAACCCUCCUGAAAAUGACGCAUCGGGGAAGAGAAAGGCGGGAGUGCUCCCUCUCGAGGUUGGGACGCGAGUCAUGUGCCGUUGGAGGGACGGAAAAUUCCACCCUGUCAAGGUCAUUGAACGACGCAAGAUUCCCUGCGGUGUCCCCAGCGAUUACGAGUAUUACGUCCACUAUACCGAAUAUAAUAGGAGACUUGAUGAAUGGGUGAAGCUUGAACAACUCGAUCUUGAUUCAGUAGAGACUGAUGUUGAUGAGAAGGUGGAGGACAAGGCAACAAGCUUGAAAAUGACGCGCCACCAGAAACGAAAGAUUGAUGAGACACAUGUAGAGGGCCAUGAGGAGCUUGAUGCUGCGAGUUUACGUGAACAUGAAGAGUUUACUAAAGUAAAAAAUAUAGCAACUAUAGAACUUGGAAGAUAUGAGAUUGAGACGUGGUAUUUUUCCCCUUUUCCUCCAGAAUAUAAUGACUGUUCAAAACUGUUUUUUUGUGAGUUUUGCCUCAAUUUCAUGAAGCGCAAAGAACAACUCCAGCGGCAUAUGAGGAAGUGUGAUCUCAAACAUCCCCCAGGUGAUGAGAUCUACCGCAAUGGCACACUGUCAAUGUUUGAGGUUGAUGGCAAAAAGAACAAAGUUUAUGGUCAGAAUCUUUGUUACUUGGCAAAGUUGUUCCUUGAUCACAAGACACUUUAUUAUGAUGUUGAUCUGUUUCUAUUUUACGUUCUAUGUGAAUGUGAUGAUCGAGGAUGUCAUAUGGUUGGAUAUUUUUCUAAGGAAAAGCAUUCAGAAGAAUCAUAUAAUUUGGCCUGCAUCCUUACUCUGCCCCCUUAUCAAAGGAAAGGCUAUGGAAAAUUUCUAAUUGCUUUCUCAUAUGAACUUUCUAAGAAAGAAGGCAAAGUAGGGACACCCGAAAGGCCACUUUCUGACCUUGGACUAGUGAGCUACAGAGGGUACUGGACCAGGGUCCUUCUGGACAUCUUGAAAAAGCACAAGGGCAACAUUUCCAUCAAGGAGCUGAGUGACAUGACAGCCAUAAAGGCAGAAGAUAUCUUGACCACCCUGCAGGGACUCGAUCUGAUCCAGUAUAGGAAAGGGCAGCAUGUCAUCUGUGCAGACCCUAAGGUUCUGGAUCGUCAUCUGAAGGCUGCUGGCCGUGGGGGACUUGAGGUUGAUGUGAGCAAGUUAAUUUGGACUCCUUACAAGGAACAAGGUUGAUGAUGUUAGCAAAUUCGUCUUGAAGACUCACCUUGUUAUGAAGACCUAUGGUCACCUGCCUAUACUCUGUACAAAUGUGUAUUGUAUAUUCGUAUUAUAACUUAGAACUGAUUUCUUGGCUGUUGUCUCUCUGAUUUCUAUAGUUUAACAGUUGCAUCGAUGUGUUCUACUAACAUAUAUGGUUGAUGUAGCUAUUCUAACAUAAGCAAACCUAGAUGUUACUUAUAGGCUAACUAAAAUAUGUUGCAUUUUUCUGAUUU
Nelumbo nucifera (sacred lotus) is the source of this 1663-nucleotide messenger RNA. RefSeq names its product histone acetyltransferase of the MYST family 1-like. Gene Ontology annotation, biological process: regulation of transcription by RNA polymerase II. Gene Ontology annotation, cellular component: nucleus; chromatin. Gene Ontology annotation, molecular function: chromatin binding; transcription coregulator activity; histone acetyltransferase activity. NCBI's taxonomy places the organism in Eukaryota, Viridiplantae, Streptophyta, Magnoliopsida, Proteales, Nelumbonaceae. The record is from RefSeq and is a predicted model, not a curated record.